This is a messenger RNA of Odontomachus brunneus, 3023 nucleotides long. RefSeq names its product lysyl oxidase homolog 3A-like. Gene Ontology annotation, biological process: peptidyl-lysine oxidation. The transcript is spliced from 8 exons. Gene Ontology annotation, cellular component: membrane. Bases 635 to 2143 code for a protein of 502 amino acids. NCBI's taxonomy places the organism in Eukaryota, Metazoa, Arthropoda, Insecta, Hymenoptera, Formicidae. The record is from RefSeq and is a predicted model, not a curated record. Gene Ontology annotation, molecular function: copper ion binding; protein-lysine 6-oxidase activity.
CACAGCUAACGGAGGCAGAGGCAAGAGCCAAGAGAAGGAGGCUCUCCUCGCGCGAGACUUCCAUCUCCUGUCAGAAGUGGGAUACAUCAUCGCAGCUAUUCUAAUCUCGUUGGCGACGAGGCCUAAAUGGGUCGUCGGGGCCACGGGCGGGACAUUCAGGAAGAGAUCGACGACGCGGAAAAAGAAACGAUCCGCCAUCUGGAGCGUCGAUGAUCUUAUAAACCGACGGCUGUUGCGUUGCAUUGCGUCAAGGAGCGGACGCAUUGCGUGACUUCGCGUUCAGUAGCCCGCGGAGAGUCGUGCGCGAAAUGCACGUGCACAAUUUCGAGACGACGAGCUUUUUCCGACUCACCGGGCAACCGUAACACUCGGGAAGAGAAGGCGAACGACUCGCGCGACAGUGGCUUUUUCUUCGCGAGACGCACAGCCGACUUGAGCUGUCAAAAUCUCAAAUAUAUCGCCCGACAUUCGCAGGUGCGCACGCGAGCGGGUUUGACGAGCUGGGUAAUUGACGCGAUCUUCCGGCGCUUGACUUUUCUCCUCAGGCGGUAACGAGUGGAAAAGUGCGGUGAAUUGUACAAAUUGCUGUCAGGGUGCCUCGCGCGCUGAUAAUACAUCAAAACACGGCGGAGAAAUGAGACUGCGAGGAGCAGAGCUCGCGCUCAGCCUUCUGCUGCUGCUGUUGGUGUCCGCGUUCGAGUUUUGCGCGGCCGACAACGACACCUGGGCUGUGACACGCGACGCGAAGGCGCGGAUAAUCAAGAAGCUGCGGAAGGACUACCGGAAGCUGAAGAAGCAGGAAGGAGCGUUGAAGCUGAUCGGAAGCGAGGCAGGCGACCACGAAGGAAACGUAGAGAUACUUCACGACGGGAAGUGGGGCAGUGUGUGCGACGACGAAUGGGACGACUUGGAUGCCGAUGUGGUUUGCAGGCAAUUGGGUUUCAACGGUGCAAUUAGAGCGACGACGAACGGGCACUUCGGCCAGGCCAGAAGAAGAUACUGGAUGGACAACGUUUACUGCGACGGAACCGAGGACGAGCUCGCAAAAUGUCGCUUCGAUAGUUGGGGUGUCUCCGACUGCGAUAGCAACGAGGCUGCCGGUGUGGUUUGCGUGCACGACGAGGAAGCGAAAACGACGUCGAACCCGCAGAAACCGCCGAAAUCAAAGAUAAAGGACACGCAUCUGCGGGGAACGGCAUUGCGGUUGUCCGGAGGCCGAGUACUUUCCGAAGGUCGAAUAGAAGUCAAACUUGGUGAUGCGGAUUGGGGUGUCGUCUGCGGCGACAGUUGGUCCAUGCUCGAGGCCGCCGUCGUCUGCCGUCAAUUGGGCCUCGGUUACGCGUCCGUCGCAACACAGACCGACUUCUUCGGCGGCGAGGUGAUGCCGAUAUCGAUCAGCGGAAUACAGUGCCACGGGAACGAGGGGAAUCUGGCGGAUUGCCUGCACGACAAGGUUGUAAACUGUCCAGGAAUAGCGAAAAACAUAGCUGGCGUGGUGUGCCAACGCGAGAUGGCUGAUCUCGUGUUCGAUCACAUCGAGCUGAUGCGCACCGCGCAUCUGGAAGAUCGCCAGCUGUAUUUGUUGCAAUGCGCGAUGGAGGAAAAUUGCGUGGCCUCGCAGGCCUACAAAGUGCAAAAGGACUCCGCAAACUGGUAUCUGGAGACCAGACGGCUGUUGCGGUUCACGGCGAGGAUUCUGAACGCGGGCACCGCGGACUUCCGCCCGGCUAUACCCAAGCAUCUUUGGGAAUGGCACAUGUGUCACAUGCAUUAUCACUCGAUGGAGGUGUUCGCGACUUUCGACGUGAUUGAUUCGAGCGGCAAUAAAGUCGCAGAAGGCCACAAAGCGUCCUUCUGCCUCGAGGAUAAUCAGUGUAUGCCCGGUGUCGAGCCCAGAUACGAUUGCGACAAUUACGGGGACCAAGGUAUCUCCGUUAAUUGCAGUGACAUUUACAAAUACAACAUCGACUGCCAGUGGGUGGACAUUUCCGAGCUUGAGCCAGGACAUUACACACUAAAGGUCGCGGUGAAUCCCGAAUUCAAAGUUGGCGAGAUGUCAUUCGAUAACAACGCGGCGAUCUGCCGCCUGCUUUAUACCGAAACUUUCGCGACUGUUCACAGUUGCAUAAUGGCACGUCCUUGACACGACCCCGCGCAAACGCAAGAACUUUUCCAGCUUCGGGCGGUUCACAAGGGUGAAAUUAACGUCGGCACGUUGACGUCGAUCAAACGUGGACGAAUAAGGAAAAUGACGACGCGCCGGCGAACUUCUGUGAACUUAAUGAAGCAACUCGAAACAACGUGCAAACACGAAUGAAUUUGUAAUGGAACACGUCAAUGCGUAACUCUUGCCCAAAAAAAAAUAUAUAUAAUCUCGUCCUCAGUAGAAUUCGCAUUUAUUACAGUCACGAGAGGAGAUUUCCAAGACCAGAAAGAAAAUAUUCCAAGCACAAUAUUUUUAAAAUUAAAAAAAUUUUGUCUUUUAUUUACAAAUCUUCAUAGAAAUUUCUUUUAAUAAGGGAGUAUUCUGUGUUUCAAAUAAACACAUUCUUCUUGAUUCAAAAGAAAAAAGUUAAAAUAAUAUCUAGUAAACUUCCGAUCAAUAGUCCACUUCAUUAAACUAAUAUAAAUUUUUCACGAAAGCUAUUGUUUAUUUUGUUGACAUAAAAGAAUUUAGAUUUAAGUAUCCGCCGAAUAAAUAUUUUUUUACUUCUAGAUAUUUUUUACUUCCGUGUGUAGGAGAGAAAUAGUCUUUCGGCAAAAGUUUCCGCUGAAAUAUGGGAUUACAGAAAAUAGCACUUUGCAACUGGAAUUUUUCUUUUUACGUGUUGGGAUAUUUUCCUUUUGGUUCCAGGAGAAUCCUCUUGAAAACAUAUAUAAGAAAUUCCGCUAAGCAUAAAAGAAUAAAGAUACUUGAAAAUAUAUUUGUUAGAUAUAAAGUUCAUUCGCAGAAAUAUAAACUUGAAUUUCACAAAAAUAAACCUCAUAUCCUACAAAUAAAUUUCCAAGUAUUUUUUCCUCGG